This is a messenger RNA of Rosa rugosa (rugosa rose), 1038 nucleotides long. RefSeq lists its product as uncharacterized. The record is from RefSeq and is a predicted model, not a curated record. The transcript has a single exon. NCBI's taxonomy places the organism in Eukaryota, Viridiplantae, Streptophyta, Magnoliopsida, Rosales, Rosaceae. Gene Ontology annotation, molecular function: catalytic activity. Bases 1 to 1038 code for a protein of 345 amino acids.
AUGCAUAAAAUUCUUUUUUGGAAUUCUAGAGGUGCUGGAAGUGAGAAGUUUAGGUCUGAUAUUAUUGAUCUUGUUAAACUACAUUCUAUUGACAUUUUAGCUCUUUGUGAGCCUCGUGUUCAGUUUUCUAAAGCUAAGGAUACUUUGUUAUCUCUUGGCUUUACUGAUUAUAAAAUUGUUGAAGCUAAUGGUUUUUCUGGUGGCAUUUGGUUAUUUUGGAGUUCUAAUCAGGUGAAACUCGACAUUAUUGAUAUGAAUUGUCAGUCAAUCACAGCUAAAAUCUCUCAACCAAAUGGUACUGCUUGGAUGCUUACUGCUCUUUAUGCUAGCCCUACCAAUUCAGUAAGAAGUAAUCUGUGGAAGUAUUUGGAACGUCUAGCCUUCACUCAUCAUCUUCCUUGGAUUUUCAUGGGAGACUUUAAUGAGCUCUAUUCUUGUGUUGACAAGAACUUUGGUACUAUAUCUGGUAGAAUUGGAGGUCUGAAGCAUUGGGUUGAUAGCAACUUUCUUAUUGAUAUGGGGUUUCUUGGCUCUUGCGACACUUGGUCUAACAACAGAAUUAAAGAGAGAUUGGAUAGAGCUUUCUGUACUUGCGAUUGGAGAACUCAUUUUCCUGAGGCUUUCAUCAGACAUCUUCCUAAAAUGAAAUCAGAUCACUGUCCCAUUCUGCUACAAUUACAUUCUAAUAAUUAUGUUAAUAGAAGGGUCACUCCUUUCAGAUUUCAAGCGAUGUGGUUAACUCACUGUGACUUUUCUACCUUUGUUGCUGACUCUUGGAAAUCCUAUAGUGGAGACUUUGUUAAAAAAACCACUGACCUCUCCCAUGAUUUGCAGCAGUGGAACAUCAAUAUAUUUGGCAACAUUUUUAAAAGGAAAAAGCAUCUUCUUGCCCGCAUUGGUGGCAUUCAGAAAGCUACUGACAGGUAUAGUAAUCCUUUUCUCAUCAAUCUUGAGAGUGAACUUAUUAGAGAGUAUGAAACUUUAAGGGAUCAAGAAAACUUGUUUUGGAAACAAAAGUCUAGAGAUAAGUGGUUGUAA